This is a messenger RNA of Exophiala dermatitidis NIH/UT8656, 1311 nucleotides long. RefSeq names its product vacuolar protein sorting-associated protein 4. The coding region runs from base 1 to 1311 and encodes 436 amino acids. The transcript is spliced from 2 exons. Gene Ontology annotation, biological process: vacuole organization; endosomal transport. Gene Ontology annotation, molecular function: ATP binding; ATP hydrolysis activity. NCBI's taxonomy places the organism in Eukaryota, Fungi, Ascomycota, Eurotiomycetes, Chaetothyriales, Herpotrichiellaceae. The record is from RefSeq and is a predicted model, not a curated record.
AUGUCCAACACGGACUUUCUCGGUCGGGCGAUCGACACGGUGAAAAAGGCGAUUGAGCUGGACACGGCGGGAUCGUACGAGCAAGCGUACCAACAAUACUAUGCAGCACUCGAACUGUUCAUGCUAGCACUAAAAUGGGAAAAGAACCCGAAAAGCAAAGAAAUGAUCCGGGCAAAAGCAGGCGAAUACAUGGACCGGGCGGAAAAGUUAAAAGCGCACAUCCAAGCCAACGACUCGAGCAAUCGCAAGAAACCGGCGGCAAUGGGGGUGAACGGGAAAGCGGUGAACGGGGCUGGGAAAGGCGAUGGAGGAGACAAAGAAGACGAGGACGCAGACAGCAAAAAGCUACGGGGCCAACUGACGGGGGCGAUAUUGACAGAUAAACCCAACGUGAAAUGGGAAGACGUGGCCGGGCUGGAACAGGCCAAAGAAGCCUUGAAAGAGGCGGUGAUUUUACCCAUCAAGUUUCCACACUUGUUCCAGGGCAAACGACAGCCGUGGAAGGGGAUUUUACUCUACGGCCCGCCAGGGACGGGUAAAUCGUAUCUAGCGAAAGCAGUCGCCACCGAAGCCAACAGUACCUUUUUCAGCGUCAGCUCGUCCGACCUGGUCAGCAAAUGGAUGGGUGAAUCGGAGCGGUUGGUCAAACAGUUGUUCAACAUGGCGCGCGAGAACAAACCGGCCAUUAUUUUUAUUGACGAGGUGGAUGCCCUGUGCGGCCCCCGUGGAGAAGGCGAGUCCGAAGCCUCGCGCCGCAUCAAGACCGAGUUGCUGGUCCAGAUGGACGGUGUGGGCAAGGACUCGAAGGGUGUUUUGAUCUUGGGUGCCACAAACAUCCCCUGGCAACUUGAUGCUGCUAUCCGCCGUCGUUUCCAGCGGAGAGUCCACAUUUCUUUGCCCGACAAGCCCGCUCGCAUGCGCAUGUUUGAGUUGGCCGUCGGAGACACGAAAUGCGAAUUGACCCAGGCCGAUUACAAGACCCUGGCCGAUUUGAGCGAGGGCUAUUCCGGAAGUGAUAUCAGUAUAGCGGUUCAGGAUGCCUUGAUGCAGCCCGUGAGGAAGAUUCAAACAGCCACCCAUUACAAAAAGGUCACUGUCGAUGGCGAAGAAAAGCUCACUCCUUGUUCCCCCGGCGAUCCUGGCGCCAUUGAAAUGACCUGGAUGGACGUCGACUCGGAAAAACUCCUCGAGCCCCCGCUGCAAGUCAAGGACUUUAUUCGCGCCAUCAAGGCUUCGAGGCCGACUGUGUCAGCUGAAGAUCUGAAGCGGAACGCUGAAUGGACCGCCGAAUUUGGAAGUGAGGGUGCUUAA